AUGACAUUGCCAACGCCGAUAAGUUCAGCCAGCAGCCCCUCUGUUGCAGUUUCAAGCUAUCCUCUACGAUCAUCACCAUCGUCUCUCUUCUGCAAGAUUACUACUUCUUCUUCUGACGCCAUAUCUUGUGGGUCUCCUUCUUCUUCUUGUUCUUCACCGUCUUCACCAUUCAUGCUUUGCUUUCAGAAGCCACGGAGUAGUUUCAGGGCUUCGAAGGAGGCUUCAGAGCCUUCGACUUUGAAGAGUAAGAGACCGGUUAAGAUCGAUAUUCCAAUUUCGGCUUCGAGUUUUGCGACUGCGAUGCCUGUUCCGGUGGAGAAGCAGAGGGAGGUUGAGUUUGAAAGGAAUGGGAUUUCCGUUUACUGUAAGAAAGGAAGGAGAGAAGCCAUGGAGGAUCGUUAUUCUGCUGUCUUUGAUCUUCAGGGAGAUCCCAAACAGGCUUUCUUUGGUAUCUUCGAUGGACACGGAGGUGCAAAAGCUGCAGAGUUCGCAGCAAAGAACAUGGAUAAGAAUAUCAUGGGUGAAUUGAUGAGGAGAGGAAGAAAUGAAAUUGAAGAUGCUGUUAAAAAUGGGUACCUCACCACAGACUCAGAGUUUCUGAAAGAGGAUCUCCGUGGUGGGACUUGUUGUGUUACAGCAUUGAUCACGGAAGGGGAUCUCGUGGUCUCUAAUGCUGGUGAUUGUCGUGCUGUUAUGAGCAGAGGGGGAAUCGCAGAAGCCCUCACCUCGGAUCACCGGCCUUCGAGGGCGGAUGAAAAAGACAGAAUCCAGACCUUGGGUGGCUAUGUGGAUUGCUACCAUGGUGUGUGGAGAUUACAGGGGUCUCUAGCUGUAUCAAGAGGAAUUGGAGAUCGAUCCCUCAAAAAAUGGGUUAUAGCAGAGCCAGAGACUAAAGUUUUGAACAUUAAACCAGAAUGCGAGUUCUUAAUUCUAGCCUCUGAUGGCUUGUGGGGCAAGGUUGGGAACCAAGAGGCUGUAGAUAUGGUUCGUCCUCUUUGUAUUAGCACUGACAAGCCAGAGCUGAUGUCUGCAUGCGGAAAGCUUGCAGAGCUUUCUGUAAUGCGAGGCUCAGUUGAUGAUAUUAGUGUCAUGGUAAUUCAAUUGGGUCGCUUUAUUUGAUUGAUGAAUCUCUCACUGGGAAAGAAGAAAUCCUUGUUCGAUCCAAACUCCAUAGCAGAUACCAAUUUCAUUCUGUCUGUGCAAGAUCCUUGAGCUAUUGUAAUUUCCUUUCCUCUACACCCGAUUCGGAUUGAGGGAUUGGCGUUCUUGUCCAACCUUAUUCAUUCUAUAGGGCGAGUGACUUUGCACCUCUCCCGCUGCUUCAUUCUCUUCCGAAAAUUCUCACUUCCGUCCACAUUUAUUCAUUGUUUUAACCAUUUUUUCAGCUAGAAUUUCAAAUCUCCAAUAAGGAGAAUACUGACCACUGAUAACGUGUACUGAUGUUCAUAAAUAGGUAUAAAAUUCUUUGUUUAAUGCAAAAUUCUAUCAGUC
Messenger RNA from Macadamia integrifolia, 1491 nucleotides. Its product is annotated as probable protein phosphatase 2C 25. NCBI's taxonomy places the organism in Eukaryota, Viridiplantae, Streptophyta, Magnoliopsida, Proteales, Proteaceae. The transcript is spliced from 5 exons. The record is from RefSeq and is a predicted model, not a curated record. Gene Ontology annotation, biological process: protein dephosphorylation. Gene Ontology annotation, molecular function: cation binding; protein serine/threonine phosphatase activity. The coding region runs from base 1 to 1119 and encodes 372 amino acids.